Molecule: messenger RNA, 1068 nt
Organism: Thamnophis sirtalis
Lineage: Eukaryota; Metazoa; Chordata; Lepidosauria; Squamata; Natricidae
Source: RefSeq, a predicted model, not a curated record
AGGCUGCCGUUCGCGGCCUCUCCGAAUCUCCCCCUCAAGGAAGGUUUGAAAGUUGGGCGGGUGGCAACCCUCGGUGACAGGAUGGUUGAAGAUAGUGGAGUCUCUAACUCAAGCAUUGAGUUUUGGCUGAACAAGACUCUUGAGUGGGAUCAGAUCACCACUUUAGAAUCUCAGCAAGAUGUCUGCCUUCACUUGCCUGAAUUACAGGAAUUUCUCCUGCAGAUUUAUGGAGCUUUGAAACAUAUGAACUCGACAACUGCAGUCCAAAAAUUUCCAUUAAUUGGUCAGUUAUUAGGAAGACUUUGUUGGAAUCCUUUUGUCAUUGGUUAUGAUGAAUGCCAGAAGAUUCUGAUGUGCUGCUUAUGUUGUCUGUACAGUGGUGAACCACAGAGCCCUCUGGAAUUGAAGGCCAACAGCUGGAUACAACCUUGGGAUAAACUAAUUGUAUCCAAAUUUUAUUCACAGACAUCUAAAGAAAACACUUGUGUGCAACAUAAUCUUUUUACCAUCUUACAAGGUGUGGUUGCUGAACUGCAACGCAUAACCCAGUGCCCUCGGGGUUCAGCCUUGUCUAGGGAUAUACCUGCUUCCAUAGCUGAACCCCCAUCACCACUACCCUCAGUAUUUAGCGAAUGUUCAGUGCUGGGUGAGGAGGAUGAGGUGGUAGACCAGGAGCUCUCAGACGACGAGGGCCUUGCACAGGACAGGCUUGCCUUUUCGGGAUUAUUUCGGCCUACCUUAUUUAAAUCACUUUUAUUUAAGGCCAAGGCUAUGAACAACAUGGGAAGCGCCACUACCCAGGCUAGCACUGCAGUGGGCCUAGAUUCCACAGAAUGCCUAUUUGCAGAACAGGUACAGGAACGGGAUACUAUACUCUGUCCAAAACUGUUUAUGGACGUUGUCCAAAAACAAUGGAUGCAACCAACAGCUGUCCCUCCACCCAGUAAUGCAAUUACAUCGGCCAGGAGAGUGUUGGAGCUGGCGGUGCUGUUGGUCUGCAAGGAUCUCUAUCUUCCAUCCGAACAGAGUCGUUCUGCGGUUGGACCCGGCAUUCCUUCCGAAAAUUAA